Medicago truncatula (barrel medic) is the source of this 4964-nucleotide messenger RNA. RefSeq lists its product as uncharacterized. Gene Ontology annotation, biological process: protein phosphorylation; signal transduction. Lineage: Eukaryota; Viridiplantae; Streptophyta; Magnoliopsida; Fabales; Fabaceae. Gene Ontology annotation, cellular component: cytoplasm. Gene Ontology annotation, molecular function: ATP binding; protein binding; protein kinase activity. The record is from RefSeq and is a predicted model, not a curated record. The transcript has 10 exons. The coding region runs from base 499 to 4620 and encodes 1373 amino acids.
GGAAGUCGACCCCACCUAUUAGCUAAUCCCUUUCACUUUCUUUCCUUUUUAGAACCCUAAUUUCAUUAAUUAGUAUUUGCAUGAAGCGGUCGAAUAAUCCACGUGCCUCUCUUACUAUUUUUCUUCUUCUUCUCUUCUUUUCUCCACCGCCGUUCUUUCAUUCCUAUUCCCGGCAAAAAAUAUUACGUGUAACUCCACGCGCUUCAUUACUCUCUCUCUCUCUCUCUCUCUAACUCUCUUUGAUGAUUAGUUUCAUAGUUUCAUUUUCUUCUCAUAAAAUUUAUAAUAAAAUAGAUUAUUCUAUUUUGUAAAUAAAAUAUUCAAUUUCAGUAGCAUUAACUGAACAAGAAGAAGAAGAAGAAGAAGAAGAAGAAGAAGAAGACGACUCUGUGAUUAAUUGAUUCAACGCGUAUUCGAUUUUGUCCUUUUUCGAAAAUCACCGACUUCAACUACAUCAUCACUCGCACACUUCACCAUCUUUUUCACUUUCUGGUUUUCAUGGCGUUUGAUCAAACUUCUAGCCCUAAAACUAUGCUGCCACCACCGGUGAACAACGUUAUCCGAUCGGAUGAGUCGGUGAAUGUAGGUUCCGGUGCGGCGGUUCCGGUUUAUUAUCCUGAUACUGGGUUGGUUGGAGUAGGAUAUGGAAAUGUUGCUUCUGGUGGUGGUUCUUCUACAACAUGGUGUAUUCGACCUCAUCCACCUUUGAACCCUAAUGUUGGGUUUAAUUUCCCCAAUCGUGUUGCUGUUGGCAAUGCCGUUGAUCUUUCGGGUAGUUUUGUUGCAACUUCUAAUGGUUAUCCUUUGAAUUUGGGUAAUUGGGUUACUACUGGUAAUGCUUUGGAUAGUAAUAGUAAUAGUAAUAGUAAUAAUAGUAUUCAGUAUGGUAGCAGAGUGAUUGGUAAUGGUACUGGUGUUGGGUUGAUUGGGACUCCUUCCGAUCAUGUUAAUCAAUCCGCUAGCCAGGCGAGUGAAAACAGCGGGGAUGAUUCUGUUUCCGGGCGGAAAUUGAAGUUUAUGUGUAGUUAUGGUGGGAGGAUUUAUCCUAGACCUAGUGAUGGAUUGUUGAGGUAUGUUGGUGGGCAGACUAGGAUAAUAAGUGUUAAGAGAAAUGUGAGUUUUAAUGAUUUGGUGCAAAAGAUGGUUGAUACUUUUGGCCAACCUGUUGUCAUCAAAUAUCAGCUUCCUGGUGAGGAUCUUGAUGCAUUGGUCUCGGUUUCUUGUGCCGAUGAUCUUGAUAAUAUGAUGGAGGAGUAUGAAAGGUUGAUUCAGAGGUCUAAAGAUGGUUCUCCUAAGUUAAGGGUUUUUCUGUUUUCUGCUUCCGAAUUGGAUCCUUCAGGUCUGCAACAGUUUGCAAAUUUAAAUGAUGGUGGGCAGAAAUAUGUUGAAGCAGUGAAUGGAAUUUUCGAGAGGAUUGAUGGAAACAAACUCACAAGGAAAGGGAGUCUUACAAGUGCUGCAUCUACUCAAAAUUCUGAUUUGAGUGGGUUCGAGGCUCCUGAUAGCACAAAUGCUGCUCAAGUUGAUGUUAAUGGCCUACCUAUGUCCACCACUUUAUCACCCGAUGCGAAUGUCAUUGCAUCCCAUGAUGCUACUACUGCAAAUGUUAUGGUUUCUGACCCUGUUGAAUCGGUACACUCAAGUGUUUCUGCAGUUUCAUUGGGGAUACCUGUGGCUAAUUCAGCUCCAACUCAGCCUCCACCUUUCCAGAAUGAGGUUGAGGUAGAGAAGUUGGUGCCUGUUACUUUAUCCCAACAGCAAUUUGGCUUGCAGCAGUCUGGAAUGCAAAUUCCACCAUCUGCGCCUUUGCAGGCAUUCACUGAUCCUCGACAACAAGUUCUGAACCAUCCAGAUUAUGUCCCAAUGCCUGCCCACAUGGGAUUCCCAAAUCCCCAGCCUGUAGGUAGGUCUGGGACUAUCUACUCUCAGCAGUAUUUUCAUGAUAAUACUGCUCGUUUUACAUCCCAACAGGUAAUCCCUGCAUUGCAUGUGACAAUGACUCAGCCAUCUUCUCAUGCCGGUAUAAGACCAAGUGUUAUUCAACCACAACAAGUCAUACAUGGGCAACAGAACGGUUUUGAGCAAUAUUAUGACGAAAAUACUUCAGGGCUAAGGAUGCACCACCAGCUUAUUUCUGAGCAAAGUUGCAAAGCAUAUCCAGUUCAAGUCCCUUUCGGAGGUAAUUAUGGCUGGGUUCAAAUUUCUCCUUCAGAGCAUGUUUUUUAUCAUGAUGGAAUGUUACCUCAACAACCAGUAAUGGUCCCUCAAAGAGUAGAGGAUUGUUAUAUGUGUCAGAAAAAACUGCCUCAUGCUCAUUCAGAUCCAGUGGUUCAGGAUCAGCAUAAUAGCUGUGUAGGUUCAGUUCCUGAUUCAAUGCCAAGUUACAACAGUCUCCCGGUAGAGGACAAUUUAAGAGCUCAACCAACAAACAGGGUGUCGGUGACUGCACAAGUGAAGGAAGGCAAUGUUAAUGUUGAACAAGCAGUUGGGACCAGACCCAGGGACAUUAUAUCGUGUGGUGACACAAGUGGUCUUCCUCUGGAGGCUGAAGGUGAGAGAAAUAGGUCUGAUCAUCCCAGAAACGCAGUGAUUAUCCCGGAAAUGGUUGCAAGAACAGGUGAAAAACAGUCGUCAGGGGACGGGCUUACAGGAACAGCACCACUGUCUUAUCUUGAUGAUUUCGCCCGCCAGCACAUGGUGCCAGUUGAAACCUGGGCCAAAGAAGAUGUGGUCUUGAAUACGCCUGUUAAUGAAAUACCUUUAGUUGGUGGCACAUCAGUUGAAAAUUCUGUGUGUAGGGUUCAAGAAUCAUCAACAGAAUAUACUAAUGAGCUUGCUAAUACAAUUUCAAAAGCAGAUGUUGUGGAGAAUUGGAUUGCACAGGACCUGCUCAAACCUAUUGAUGGAGGGAUGGACAACCUCAAGAUAAGAAAUCCUGAAACUUUUGUAAAUAAUGAUAAUUUUGAUUAUAGUACUCAGCAUGCUAUAGAGAAGAAAGGGGUGGAUUUGGAUAACAUUGGCAGGUCAAAAUUGAUUGCUGAUGGAAAUCAAAUUAAGAUGGUUGAUACUCUUCCUAAUCCCACUGUAGAAAUUUCAUAUGGUAAUAAAUCCAGGCCAGUGGAGUACAAUGAGGUUGCACACUCGCCUGUUUGGGGAAGUCCUGGAACAAAUCCUCAAUCGAAGAAUGGAAACCAUCAGAAGGAUGAUGCAGUUUUAUCUUCAAUUUCGCAACCUGUUGGGUUUGGACAUGUGCAGGAUUCUUCAAACUCACUUUUUAGCAAUCAGGAUCCAUGGAAUAUACACGGUACCUACUAUCCACCACCUAGACCUGACAAAGUCACAUCAAAGAAAGAAACCUAUUCUUAUAUGGAUCAGUUAGGUGAGAAUUCAGGUAACGGUGUUGAACAAAAGUUUGAUGGUCAAUUGAAUGAUGGUCUCUAUCAGACAUUCAAACAGAAUUCAACAUUAGAAGAAGCACGAUAUACCAAGGAAGACCAACAACUUCAAGCUGUUGCUGAAAGUUCAGCUGCAUCUGUUUUGCACUCAAGCACUUCAAAUCCUGACUUACAUGCCCGAGAUGUGUCCCUUCAUGAAAACAUUGAAGAUGGAGAUGUUCAAAAUAAUCUACUAGAUGUACACUGUAAAGAAAAAGCUCAGGAUGACAAAAGCAAUCUGUCAGAGAAAGCAAAUUUUGGCUUUCCAGCAUCAGAUGUUGGAUCAUUACAGAUUAUUAAAAAUAGUGACCUUGAAGAGCUAGUAGAAUUGGGCUCUGGGACCUUUGGGACUGUGUAUCAUGGAAAGUGGAGAGGUACUGAUGUUGCAAUAAAGCGGAUCAAUGAUAGGUGUUUUGCUGGAAAGCCUUCAGAGCAAGAGCGCUUGAGAGCUGAUUUUUGGAAUGAAGCAAUCAAGCUUGCUGACUUGCACCACCCAAACGUGGUAGCUUUUUAUGGUGUUGUUCUUGAUGGCCCAGGAGGGUCUGUGGCAACAGUAACAGAGUAUAUGGUUAAUGGUUCUCUAAGAAAUGCCUGCCAGAAGAAUGGAAGGAAUCUUGACAAGCGCAAGCGUCUUAUGAUUGCAAUGGAUGUGGCCUUUGGCAUGGAGUACCUCCAUGGAAAAAACAUUGUGCACUUCGACUUGAAAAGUGACAACUUGCUUGUGAAUCUUCGUGAUCCACACCGCCCAAUAUGCAAGGUUGGAGACUUGGGUCUGUCCAAAGUAAAAUGCCAGACUCUAAUAUCCGGUGGUGUGAGAGGAACCCUACCUUGGAUGGCACCUGAACUCCUGAAUGGGAGUAGUAGCCUUGUUUCAGAAAAGGUUGAUGUGUUCUCAUUUGGUAUUGUCAUGUGGGAACUGCUCACUGGAGAAGAGCCGUAUGCUGAUUUGCACUAUGGGGCCAUCAUAGGUGGAAUUGUGAACAACACUUUGCGGCCUCCAGUUCCAGAAUCUUGUGAUCCAGAAUGGAGAGUGCUGAUGGAGAGGUGCUGGUCUUCAGAACCAUCAGAAAGACCUUCAUUUACCGAGAUUGCCAAUGAUUUACGUUCCAUGGCGGCCAAGAUCUCUCCCAAAGGACAAAAUCAACAGCAGCAGCCUGCUUCAUCUCAGAAUCAGGUGCAGAAAUAAUUUCCUACAACUACAGGAGCGAGAUGCUUAAUCCUAUAUCCGUCUAUGGUUUGUGUUUCCCAUCCAAUUGGCAAUAUUUGCUUUAUGAAGGUCUUGUAAGUGUCAGAAGGUAACCUAUGGUUGUUAAUAAGUGUCAGGUUGUCUAGUACUACUACCUAUUCUUGUAAUACACCCAAGGUCAGUACUAUAAAAGAAAAAAGAUAAAAGAAAAAGAAAAAUGUUUGUCAGUAUUCUAAAUUUUUUACAGUGCUUGUAAAAAUUGAUAUUGUAAAGAGGAACAGCACUUUUAACUGUGUUUGCAAUUGUUACUGUUGUUCCAUGUUUAAAGUGAUUAUUGUACUAAA